AUGGAAGCUGAAACUAAUUUCUCUUUGAUUGCGCCGCCUAUUUUUGAUGGAGAUAAUUAUCAGAUUUGGACAGUGCGAAUGGAAACUUACCUGGAGGCUAUAGAUAUUUGGGAACCCAUGGAAGAAGACUACGAGAUUCCUACAUUGCCUACUAGCCCCACCGUGGCACAGAUCAAAACACAAAAAGAAAAGAAGAAAAGGAAAUCAAAGGCAAAAACCUGCUUGUUUACUGCAGUUUCACCAACUAUUUUCACAAGAAUUAUGUCUCUAAAGGAAAAGAUGAAGGAGAUUGAGACAGUCAAUGAGUAUUCUGAAAGGCUUAUUAACAUAGUUAAUAAGGUCAAGUUGCUAGGUUCAUCUCUAGCAGAUUCAAGGAUUGUGGAGAAAAUUCUUGUAACAAUACCUGAAAGGUUUUAG
Gossypium arboreum is the source of this 417-nucleotide messenger RNA. RefSeq lists its product as uncharacterized. The coding region runs from base 1 to 417 and encodes 138 amino acids. Lineage: Eukaryota; Viridiplantae; Streptophyta; Magnoliopsida; Malvales; Malvaceae. The record is from RefSeq and is a predicted model, not a curated record. The transcript is spliced from 2 exons.